Molecule: messenger RNA, 372 nt
Organism: Aspergillus fischeri NRRL 181
Lineage: Eukaryota; Fungi; Ascomycota; Eurotiomycetes; Eurotiales; Aspergillaceae
Exons: 2
Coding region: 1-372 (123 amino acids)
Source: RefSeq, a predicted model, not a curated record
AUGAAGGAAGAAGAAACGACCCCUACAAUACCGGCGUCUAAGCCGGACGAAGCCUCUGUCGAGUCUCAGCUACUAUCGUCUAAACAGAAGGAACUGGCUGCAGCGGUCUCCUCGUAUGUGGGCUUUCCCGAGCGGCUGAUGCAAAAAGCGGGAUGCUACAAGUAUCCAUUUCUAUUCCUCGUCUAUCUCUUCGCGUUCCUCUUUGGGUACUACCGCACCUGUCAACUUGCAUGUGCAGCGGAUACGUGCUAUCUACAGGCCUUGUUUUUGUAUUUUCUCUGUUUCUGUUUUCUGGCUCUUCUGGCCCACCGUGGAGCACAGCGAGACGCGAUUCUUCGAGAUGCCGGGAGGAAACAUUACGUGGCUCGUUGA